Molecule: messenger RNA, 2240 nt
Organism: Rhinolophus ferrumequinum (greater horseshoe bat)
Lineage: Eukaryota; Metazoa; Chordata; Mammalia; Chiroptera; Rhinolophidae
Gene: MED9
Product: mediator complex subunit 9
Exons: 2
Coding region: 74-502 (142 amino acids)
Biological process (GO): regulation of transcription by RNA polymerase II
Cellular component (GO): mediator complex
Molecular function (GO): transcription coregulator activity
Source: RefSeq, a predicted model, not a curated record
GACGUUGAGGGACCGCGACGCCUUCGGCCGGCAAGUGGAUCGGGUCCGGCGGACUGACGGAAGCCGGAGCGCCAUGGCCUCUGCCGGGGUGGCCUCCGGGCGACAGGCUGAGGAUGCGUUACCGCCGCCGGCCGAGCCGCCGCUGCCCGAGACGAAGCCGCAGCCGCCGCUGCCGGUCGCCGCGCCUCAGCCGCAGCAGUCGGCGGCGCCGAGGCCUCAGUCACCGGCGGGCGUGAAAGAGGAGACCUACUCCUUUUUACCUUUGGUUCACAACAUCAUCAAAUGCAUGGACAGGGACAGCCCGGACACCCACCAGGACCUGAACGCCCUCAAGGCCAAGUUCCAGGAGAUGCGAAAGGUCAUCAGCACCAUGCCUGGCAUCCACCUGAGCCCAGAGCAGCAGCAGCAACAGCUGCACAGCCUCCGCGAGCAAGUCAGGACCAAGAAUGAACUUCUGCAAAAGUACAAGAGCCUCUGCAUGUUCGAGAUCCCCAAGGAGUAGAUGAGGCCGCUUCCAGGAAGGCCCGAGAAAGCAGGGGAAGAGCAGACGACCUCGCUGCCCUUGGAGAGGGCUUCUUUCCCAGCCCAGCUCUGAACUUCGCAGCUGAGUAGGAGGGGCUACGGUACUGCUCCCUUAGCUGAACUUGGCCUUGGCUGUGGGAGGAGCCAGCCCCGGAGCUUGGCCUUGGUGGGGCUUCCUGUAUAUAUCCUACGUCUAGGCAUGAUAACGGGAGUGCCUGCGGUGGGAGGAGGCGUGUUUCUGGGGGCUGCAGAGGGUUGGAGGACGCUGGCUCUGUCUCUGGGGAGGGGCCACCUGCUGCGGGGCUGCGCUCCUCUGGGAUCUGAGCAGCUCAGUAGGAAGGAGGCAUCUCCCGUGCUUCCUGCCUCCCCUCUCCUCCCGUCGCCGGACGUGCAAUAUGUACCAGCUGCAUAUUGUUCUGUUACAGCAGAAUCAUGAAGCAUUUGCAUAGAAUUCACUGGACAGAUCAGCCCUGUAGCCACAUGGCACGGGUUUAAGAUGGUCAGGGAAGGCUGUGAGAGUGAGCGUUGUUCCGACAGCCUACAGGGGGGCCCUCGCCCCUGAAACAGGUUGUUUGCUUUCGUGUUUGAGCCCGUGACUGUGCCAGCCCCGGGGCCGGCGGGCAGGGCCCUGUGCCCGGGGUCUCCAACACCCACACGUGCUCGUUACUUUCAGCUCUUGCUCCCUUUGUCUCCUGUCACCUUCAGGCGGCUCAGUCUGCCAUUUAAUGCCUGAGAAGGCCCAGACCACCGCAGACCCCACAGUGCUUCCCGCGGGGCUGGAGGACACAUGGUUUCUGCGCAGGCGCAGACAAGCAUCCAGGUGCGCAGACCUGGCCUCUUCCGGCGUUUCAGGGUCCCAUGGUCCUGGUUUAAGAAACGUUUCCCCCUCUGGCCUGCUCGUAGAGUCAACCACGAACAUACCGCGCUGCAGAUAGGGGUUCAUGUGCCCUUUGCGCUCAGAGACGGGCAGUUCUGGGCGACGGUUCUGGUCAUACGAGGCCAGGUGGGACCGAAUAGCUCUGAUUCAGUUCUGAGGUGCCACGAGCUAGACCCAGACGUGAAGAGUCAAGUCCUGGUUCAUAAAAUGUGUACAAACGCCCCUCGUUUUCUGCAGGUGGGACAUCUUAUUUGUGCGCCCUUGCCUUCCCUCUGAAGGUUAAGGUGAGAAAAGUAAGCGAGUGUCGUUUAGACCUAGAAAUGAGUCCAUAACCUGUGCUGACCAGUUCAGGGCCCUGACAGAGGCUCGCCGACUGACCUUGUUGGCAGGUAUUGGUUGGAGACGAUUUUAGCAGGGGUUCGGUUCAUGUCAACCCGCAGCCACCUGUCGGAAGAUGGCAGGCUUAUUGGGAACUCAGGGAGGAGGUAUGAAGGGAGAUGGCAGAUUUCAGUGACUUUGGACAGAAGAGCAGGCGCUGAACUGAAGUGGGUAGUCACCUCUUAGACUCCUACCUUGGGACUGUUAUUUAACUGAAUCAGUUAUUUUCUUGACAUCUCGGCAUAGUGUGUGGGCCGGUUUUAAGGCUCUGACCAAAUACCAUGAAACAUGAAGCCACAGAAAUGCAAGACCCCCCGGGGGGACCUUUCUGCGAGGCUGAAAUGGACACCGGCUCCUCACGGGCAGGGAGAGGUGGAACCUUUCUUUGCUGUGUUUGUCAAUGUUAUGGCUUUUGAUGGUUUUCAAGAGUAUAAUUAAAAGAACUUGUGCUCUGCUCUGGGGA